AGAAAACAAAACGUAUAACACCUGGCCAUAACACACUCGGGGGGGAAACAAAGCCAGCGUAACAGUGAGUGGCAGCCGUCCAACGUCAUACUAAAGAUUGUUAAAUAAUCUGAUAUGGCUUUGAAAAGAAUACAGAAGGAGUUAAACGAUUUACAAAGGGAUCCUCCGGCUCAAUGUUCAGCUGGACCCGUGGGAGAGGACUUGUUUCACUGGCAAGCUACCAUCAUGGGACCGACAGAGAGUCCUUUUCAGGGUGGCGUAUUCUUCCUUGCAAUUCACUUCCCCACCGACUAUCCCUUUAAACCACCAAAGGUUGCCUUCACAACAAAGAUUUAUCACCCAAACAUAAACAGCAAUGGUAGCAUCUGUCUUGACAUCUUAAGGUCACAGUGGUCACCUGCACUUACAAUAUCUAAAGUUUUACUAUCUAUAUGCUCUCUGCUCUGUGAUCCAAAUCCAGAGGACCCUCUUGUUCCAGAAAUUGCUCACAUCUACAAAUCAGACAAAAAGAAGUACAACAGAUUAGCUAGAGAUUGGACUCAAAAGUAUGCAAUGUGAAGAACUGAAGUUUUGGCAGCAAUGGAAAUGAUACAGAUGCACAUCUUGCUGGAUACUUCCAUACUACAAAGUACUGUUUAAACUUCAUACUGACAACACUGUUUUUUUUUUUUUUACAUUGGAAGCACUUUCUCUACCCAGACUUGAGAAGAUUCAUCCUUGAAUUUUAGAUUUUUUUCCUUUUAUUAUUUUUUGUCAUUAUUACAUGGUCUGCAAAACAGACAAAGCUAUAUUUUGAUUUUCCUAUUUGUUUUUUUUUCUUAAAGAUUUAUAUCGCAUAAUGUAGAACUGUACAGAAUGUAUUUUUAUUUUACAUUAAAAUUACACA
Molecule: messenger RNA, 886 nt
Organism: Lampris incognitus (smalleye Pacific opah)
Lineage: Eukaryota; Metazoa; Chordata; Actinopteri; Lampriformes; Lampridae
Product: ubiquitin-conjugating enzyme E2 D4-like
Exons: 7
Coding region: 115-558 (147 amino acids)
Biological process (GO): protein polyubiquitination; ubiquitin-dependent protein catabolic process
Cellular component (GO): nucleus
Molecular function (GO): ubiquitin conjugating enzyme activity
Source: RefSeq, a predicted model, not a curated record